AUGAGUCACUUGAUUAUGUUUCGCCUUCCCAGGGACAUGAUAUAUCUCAUUCUAUUCUGUACUAUUCUUGCGUGCUUUCCAGUCGCACCUGAGUCGGAUACUCCAAAGACCAGUAGUUCCCAGCCUCUUAUAACCGACGAGAAAAUGAAAGGAUUUGGAGCGCUCGUGCAGAUAAUUAAUGAGCUUUCUCAGCCGGAACCCAACGGCGUAUCAAAUAAUUCCUUGAAUGAAUCGACGCAUCCAGUGAUUGACUUGAACGAGUAUAUAAUGAAACAAGACGCAGCUCCUAAGAAUAAGACGAAAGAACCUGAAAUCGUCGAAGUCCAGUUGGAUAGCCAUCAAGUGAGGAGAACUGACGAGUAA
This is a messenger RNA of Necator americanus (New World hookworm), 363 nucleotides long. RefSeq lists its product as uncharacterized. Lineage: Eukaryota; Metazoa; Nematoda; Chromadorea; Rhabditida; Ancylostomatidae. The transcript has 6 exons. The coding region runs from base 1 to 363 and encodes 120 amino acids. The record is from RefSeq and is a predicted model, not a curated record.